UUAAAAACUUUUAUAUAAAGGAAAUGGAUUAAGCUUUUUUCUUAAAGGGCAAAAAUUGCCUAAACCCUAAAGCUGAGAUUUUUCUUGCUCAGUAUUGGGUCGAUGACGAUGAAGUGUGUGUUUUGUUGAUAAUCUCGAGUGUGGGUGAUCGAAGAGCAAAGGAAGUCCCAAGGUUUUUGAUCUCAUGGAGGGAGAAGAGAGUUUGUUGGAUGCUAUAAAUGAAGAAGACGGAUUUGAAAACUUGGAGGAUGUUGAAAUGGUUGAUGUUGAAGAAGGGGAGAUUGUUGUGGAUCAUGAUUUAGAUUCUGGAGAGAGGCAAAAUGAUGAUGGUGAUGGAGUCAAAGAUAAAGAGGCGAUUUUGGGUGAGAAGAAUGGACUGCAACAGACAAACAAGAACAAGAGGAAGAAGAAGAAGAAAAAGAGAAAAGGCCCUGUGAUGGACAAACCCAUGAGUGUAGACUGGUUUGUUAGGGAUACUUGUAGACGCCUUAAGGAGAAGAAGUCUUACAUGAUAUACACAGCUGUUGGGUGUCUCGGAAUUGCUGCCUUAAGUGAUCUUGUCAAUGAGGUGGUAGCAAUUGAGACCUGUGGAGGUCAGGUGACUGCUGAUGGCACUAGGAAACGGACAAGUGGUGGUGUAUUGUGGAACAUCAUCAAAGCGAGACAGCCUGAAGCUUAUAGAGAGAUAAUGAAAAAGACCAAGGAGUUUGAGAAACAAUUUAGGCAACCAAACACGAGACCAAAAUCAGGGCCUAAAAGAGAUCAGGGUAGCUCCUCCGAAGGACUUGCCUCUGGAAAUGUAUCUGCUGAUGAAGCUCUGGUGAGCGAGAUGUGUGUUAUGCCGGUAGCUGAGCAAACUGAAUCCAAACCGGAAAAGGAAAGGAAAUCUGUUCAUGAGAGGAUCAGGGUACCUGUUUCAUAUGAUGACCUUUUCAGAGAUGCACCUUUGGAUGAUUCACUAGCACAUCAUCCUUCUGCUUAAGCUCAUUUAUACACCGUUUACCUUGGACUUUUUUUAACUAGGUAAACAAUAUAUCUAAGCUACUGGAUGACUUCUCUUGUGGAAAGCAAUUGUUUUGUCGAGAAAUGGAAAGCAUUGAUUUUGUCGAGA
Molecule: messenger RNA, 1111 nt
Organism: Arabidopsis thaliana (thale cress)
Lineage: Eukaryota; Viridiplantae; Streptophyta; Magnoliopsida; Brassicales; Brassicaceae
Product: phosphorylated adapter RNA export-like protein
Exons: 5
Coding region: 185-982 (265 amino acids)
Biological process (GO): snRNA export from nucleus
Cellular component (GO): nucleus; cytoplasm
Source: RefSeq, marked reviewed